AUGGCGCUGGUCACCACUGCACAGUCGAUACGGUACAUGCCGUCUGGAGCGGUUGCCGGAGCCGGCAACUUGGAAGCUCUCAACCGUGUCCUGGCUGACCUCUGUGUCCGCGGAAUUCCCAAGGAUGGGGCUGCUUUGGCGUUGAGAAGACACGUGGAGGAACGAGCUCGUGACCUUAGUGGUGAAGCAUUCUCUCGUUUCAUGGAUCAACUGUAUGAUCGUAUCACCAGCCUCUUGGAGAGCAAUGAUGUUUCUGAAAAUUUGGGUGCUUUGAGGGCUAUUGAUGAGCUUAUAGAUGUACCAGUAGGGGAGAAUGCUGUGAAAGUUUCAAAGAUUGCAACUUACAUGCGAACAACAUUUGAGGCCAAACGUGAACCUGAAACAUUAGUUGUUGCCAGCAAAGUACUGGGACACUUGGCCAGAGCUGGUGGAGCAAUGACAGCUGAUGAAGUGGAGCAGCUGGUAAAAAUUGCACUGGAUUGGCUUCGUGGGGAGAGGAUUGAGCACCGGCGUUUUGCUGCGGUUUUAAUUUUAAAAGAAAUGGCUGAGAAUGCUUCAACAGUUUUCAACGUCCAUGUUCCUGAGUUUGUUGAUGCUAUCUGGUUUGCUCUAAGAGAUCAAAAAUUGGAUAUUCGGGAGAGAGCUGUGGAGGCAUUGCGUGCCUGCCUUAGGGUCAUUGAGAAGCGCGAAACUCGAUGGCGCGUGCAAUGGUAUUAUCGUAUGUUUGAGGCAACACAAGAUGGACUGGGAAGAAAUGCUCCUAUACAUAGCAUACAUGGUUCCCUGCUUGCAGUUGGGGAGCUGCUGAGGAAUACAGGUGAAUUCAUGAUGUCUCGAUAUAGAGAAGUCGCUGAGAUUGUCCUUCGGUAUUUGGAGCAUCGGGAUCGGCUUGUCCGUCUCAGCAUAACUUCUUUGCUUCCUCGAAUUGCUCAUUUCCUGCGAGACCGUUUUGUGACUAAUUAUCUGACGAUUUGCAUGAAGCAUAUACUUCAUGUUCUUAAAAUACCUGCGGAAGCUGCUAGUGGGUUCAUUGCCCUCGGUGAAAUGGCUGGUGCAUUGGAUGGCGAACUCAUCAAUUAUUUGCCGACAAUAACAACUCACUUGCGUGAUGCUAUUGCUCCUCGUAGAGGGCGACCCUCUAUGGAGGCUUUGGCAUGUGUUGGAAAUCUUGCAAAAGCCAUGGGACCUUCUAUGGAGCCUCACAUACGAAGUCUCCUAGAUGCAAUGUUUUCCAUCGGAUUAUCCUCCACUUUAGUGGAAGCCCUGGAGCACAUAACUGCCAGCAUUCCUACCUUGCUUCCAACCAUUCAAGUACGCUUGCUUGAUUGUAUUUCUGGGGUUCUUUCUCGAAACCAACAAGUUCAGUCAAGGCCUUCUAAUGCCAUUACUCGGACUAGUAGCUCAGCUUCUACGUUGCAAGUACCGGAACUCAGUGGUUCAGCUCUUGUUCAACUUGCUUUACAGACUCUUGCUCUUUUCGAUUUUAAGGAUCGGGAUCUUCUUGAGUUUGCGAGAGGGUCUGUUGUGCCCUAUCUAGAAGAUGAUGAUGGUGGUACAAGAAAAGACGCUGCUUUGUGUUGCUGCAAACUAAUGGCGAAUUCUUUGUUUGGCGUCUUGUCGGUUCAAUUUGCUUCUAAUAGAACAACUCGUUCCGGUGGAAGGCGGCGUCGCCUCGUUGAGGAGAUUGUGGAAAAACUUCUCAUUGCAGCUGUUGCUGAUGCUGAUGUUACAGUUCGACGAUCUAUAUUUUCUUCUUUGCAUGAGACUGGGGGAUUUGAUGAUUAUUUGGCACAGGCCGAUUGUUUGACAGCUGUGUUUGCUGCUUUAAAUGAUGAGGAUUUUGCUGUUCGGGAAAUUGCUAUAUCACUGGCUGGAAGACUAUCUGAAAAGAAUCCAGCAUAUGUUCUUCCAGCUCUCCGUCGUCAUCUUAUUCAAUUGUUAACUUAUCUGAAACAAAGUUCUGAUAGCAAAUGCAGAGAGGAAAGUGCGAAAUUGUUGGGAUGCUUAAUUCGUAAUUGUGAGAGAUUGAUUCUCCCAUAUAUUUCUCCAAUACACAAGGCCCUCAUUACAAAACUCAACGAGGGAACUGCGGCGAGUGUAAAUAAUGGCAUAAUAAGUGGAGUUCUAGUAACUGUUGGAGAUCUCGCCAGAGUAGGUGGAUUUGCAAUGAGGCAGUAUAUUCCAGAGUUGAUGCCCUUAAUUGUUGAAGCUUUAUUAGAUAGUGCAGCUGCCAUGAAACGUGAAGUGGCAGUUACCACUCUAGGCCAAUUGGUACAAAGCACAGGUUAUGUUAUUACUCCAUAUAAUGAGUAUCCUCAAUUGCUUGGGUUACUUCUGAAGUUGCUCAAUGGUGAGUUGGCAUGGUCUACCAGACGUGAAGUUUUAAAGGUCCUUGGCAUAAUGGGUGCAUUAGAUCCCCAUGUGCAUAAACGCAAUCAGCUAACCUUACCAGGGUCCCAUGGUGAAGUUGCUCGUGCAGCUUGUGAUGCUGGUCAGCAUAUCAGGUCAAUGGAUGAAAUACCUAUGGAUCUUUGGCCAUCCUUUGCGACAUCAGAAGAUUAUUACUCCACCGUUGCUAUCAGUUCCCUGAUGCGAAUUUUUAGAGAUCCUUCACUUUCAAGUUACCACCAAAAGGUCGUUGGAUCUCUAAUAUUCAUUUUCAAGGCAAUGAAUCUUGGUUGUGUUCCUUACUUACCCAAGGUUCUGCCUGAACUUCUUCAUACUGUUCGUACGUGUGAGGAUAAUAAUCUUAAGGAGUAUAUUACAUGGAAACUUGGAACAUUGGUUUCUAUUGUUCGCCAGCAUAUUCGGAAAUAUCUUCCAGAUUUAUUCUCUCUAAUAUCAGAAUUAUGGUCAUCAUUCAAUUUGCCUGCUAACAGCAGACUAGUCCAUGGAUCUCCGGUCCUCCAUCUGCUUGAGCAACUUUGCUUGGCUCUUAAUGAUGAAUUUAGGACACAUCUUCCCUUUAUUCUUCCAUCCUGCAUUCAAGUACUAAGUGAUGCUGAGAGGUUUAAAGACUACACUUAUGUUGUUGACAUUCUCCGAACUGUUGAAGUAUUUGGCGGAACUUUGGAUGAGCAUAUGCAUCUUCUUCUUCCUGCACUCAUUCGAAUCUUUAAGUUGGAUGCUUCUGUAGAAGUGCGGCGUGCUGCUAUUAAAACACUUACUAAGUUGAUUCCUCGUGUACAGGUGACUGGUCACAUAUCAGCUCUUGUGCAUCACCUGAAGCUAGUCUUGGACGGGAAAAAUGAUGAGCUCAGGAAAGAUGCUGUUGAUGCACUUUGUUGUCUAGCUCAUUCCCUUGGUGAAGACUUCACUAUUUUCAUACCUUCCAUCCAUAAGCUUUUGUUGAAGCAUCGCAUGCGGCAUAAGGAUUUUGAAGAAAUUGAAGAUCGCAUAAAGAGAAGGGAGCCAUUGAUUCUAGGGAAUGCUGUUCAAAAACAAAGUCGUCGACUUCCAGGCGAAGUUAUUAGCGACCCUUUGAAUGAUACGGAGGAUCCAGAGUGUAGAGUUGAUCCACACAAGCCUCAUAAGGUUAAUGAGGGUCGGAUACGUGCUGCGGGGGAAGCUUCUCAACGCAGUACGAGAGAGGACUGGGCAGAGUGGAUGAGACAUUUUAGCAUUGAACUAUUGAAGGAAUCACCUGCACCUGCUCUGAGAACAUGUGCCAAGCUUGCCCAACUUCAACCUUUUGUUGGACGGGAGUUGUUUGCGGCUGGUUUUGUCAGCUGCUGGACAGAGCUGAAUGAGCCUUGCCGAAGACAGCUGGUGCGAAGUUUGGAAAUGGCAUUUUCAUCUCCAAACAUACCUCCCGAAAUUCUUGCCACACUUUUGAACUUGGCUGAGUUUAUGGAACACGAUGAGAGACCCCUUCCUAUUGAUAUACGUCUACUGGGUGCCCUAGCAGAAAAGUGUCGUGCAUUUGCAAAGGCUCUGCACUAUAAAGAGAUGGAAUUUGAAGGUGCAUGCUCAAAUAGGAUGGACGGCAACCCUGUUGCUGUAGUUGAAGCUCUUAUUCAUAUCAACAACCAAUUGCACCAACACGAGGCUGCAGUUGGAAUAUUGACAUAUGCUCAACAACAUUUGGGGGUUCAACUGAAGGAGUCAUGGUAUGAGAAACUCCAGCGAUGGGAUGAUGCUCUCAAAGCCUACACCGUCAAAGCCUCUCAAGUAUCAAGCCAACAUCUUAUUCUGGAAGCAACGCUAGGACGCAUGAGAUGCCUUGCUGCACUUGCUAGAUGGGAAGAGCUCAACAAUCUCUGCAAGGAGUAUUGGACACCUGCUGAGCCAGCUGCUAGACUGGAAAUGGCCCCAAUGGCUGCAAAUGCUGCUUGGAACAUGGGUGAGUGGGAUCAGAUGGCAGAAUACGUUUCUCGGUUGGAUGAUGGAGACGAAACCAAGCUUCGAGUUUUGGGUAAUACUGCUGCUACAGGGGAUGGGAGCAGUAAUGGAACUUUCUUCAGGGCUGUUUUAUUAGUUCGUAGAGGGAAGUACGAUGAGGCACGCGAAUAUGUUGAAAGAGCAAGGAAAUGCUUGGCUACUGAAGUGGCUGCAUUGGUUCUUGAAAGUUAUGAACGUGCAUACAGCAAUAUGGUCCGCGUUCAGCAGCUAUCAGAAUUGGAGGAGGUCAUUGAUUACUGUACACUGCCUGCUGGAAACCCUGUUUCUGAGGGACGGAGGGCCCUCAUCCGGAACAUGUGGAGUGAACGAAUAAGAGGCGCAAAACGAAAUGUUGAGGUUUGGCAAGCGCUUUUGUCUGUCAGGUCACUUGUGCUUCCACCUACAGAAGAUGCAGAGACAUGGAUAAAGUUCGCCUCUCUUUGCCUUAAAAGUGGCAGAACCAGUCAAGCUAGAUCAACUCUAACUAAACUCUUACAGUUCGAUCCAGAAUCAACCCCUGAAACCGAACGAUAUCACGGGGACCCUCAAGUUAUUCUGGCUUACUUGAAAUAUCAAUGGUCAAUUGGGGAAGAUCAUAGGCGCAAAGAAGCUUUCACCAGACUGAAGGAUUUGGCCAUGGACCUUUCAAGAAUGCCUGGUUUUCAACAGUCCAUGCAGUCCGAUAUAUCGUCUUCCUCGAGUAUGCCUUUCGUUGCUCGUGUUUAUCUCAAAUUGGGAACUUGGCAGUGGGCAUUGUCCCCUGGUUUGGAUGACGACUCUAUACAAGAAAUCCUCAAUGCAUUCCGUAAUGCAACUCACUGUGCAACAAAGUGGGCAAAAGCUUGGCACAAAUGGGCACUUUUCAAUACAGCAGUCAUGUCUCACUACACUUUGAGAGGUUAUCAGAGCAUUACUGGACAGUUUGUUGUUGCUGCUGUCACUGGAUAUUUUCACUCCAUAGCUUGUGGGGCACAUGCUAAAGGAGUGGAUGAUAGUUUGCAGGAUAUCCUUCGUCUCCUAACUUUGUGGUUCAACCAUGGGGCCACAUCAGAGGUUCAGCUGGCACUACAGAAAGGAUUUUCACUUGUAAAUAUAAACACAUGGUUGGUUGUUUUGCCCCAAAUAAUUGCCAGAAUACAUUCUAAUAACCACGCAGUCAGAGAACUGAUACAAGCACUGUUGGUACGAAUUGGCCAGAUCCAUCCACAGGCUCUUAUGUACCCUCUUCUUGUGGCAUGCAAAUCUAUUAGCAAUUUAAGGAAACAGGCAGCUCAAGAAGUGGUUGAUAGAGUUAGACAGCAUAGUGGGGUGCUAGUGGAUGAGGCCCAACUUGUAUCUACGGAGUUGAUCCGAGUUGCGAUACUUUGGCAUGAAAUGUGGCACGAGGCAUUAGAAGAGGCAAGCCGCUUAUAUUUUGGUGAACAUAAUGUUGAGGGAAUGCUGAAUGUUUUAGAGCCAUUACACCAAAUGCUUGAGGAAGGUGCAAUGAGGAGCAAUACUACCAUGAAAGAGAAAGCCUUCAUUCAGCAAUUCCGUCAUGAACUUUUAGAGGCCUAUGACUGCUGCAUCAGAUACAGAAGGACAGGAAAAGAUGCUGAAUUAACUCAGGCUUGGGAUCUUUAUUACCAUGUAUUCAGGCGGAUUGAUAAGCAGCUUCAGACACUCACCACCCUGGACUUGCAGUCGGUGUCUCCAGAAUUGUUGCAGUGCCGUGAUCUAAAACUUGCUGUCCCUGGAACCUAUAAAGCUGACUCUCCUGUGGUGACUAUUGGAUCAUUUGCGCCCCAACUUGUUGUCAUUACUUCCAAACAACGGCCUCGUAAGUUGACAAUACAUGGAAGUGAUGGGGAAGAAUAUGCUUUCUUGUUGAAGGGGCAUGAAGAUUUACGUCAAGAUGAGCGUGUGAUGCAGCUCUUUGGAUUGGUAAAUACGCUUCUGGCAAAUUCUAGAAAAACUGCUGCGAAGGAUCUGUCUAUCCAAAGAUAUGAGGUCAUUCCACUAUCUCCAAACAGUGGCCUCAUAGAAUGGGUCCCAAAUUGUGAUACCUUGCACCAUCUCAUUCGGGAGUACAGAGAUGCCAGAAAGAUCAGCCUAAAUCACGAACAUAAAUUAAUGCUCGGUUUUGCUCCAGACUAUGAUCAUUUGCCUCUUAUAUCAAAAGUUGAGGUGUUUGAGUACGCCUUGCAAAAUACAGAAGGAAAUGACCUUUCUAGGGUGCUCUGGUUAAAGAGCCGCACUUCAGAGAUCUGGUUGGACAGGAGGACCAACUACACAAGAAGCUUGGCCGUUAUGAGUAUGGUUGGUUACUUGCUUGGCCUGGGUGAUAGACAUCCAAGCAACCUCAUGCUGCAUCGUUAUAGCGGCAAGAUAUUGCAUAUUGACUUUGGAGAUUGCUUUGAAGCUUCAAUGAACCGUGAGAAAUUCCCUGAAAAGGUUCCCUUCCGCCUGACCAGAAUGCUUGUUAGAGCAAUGGAGGUCAGUGGUAUUGAAGGGAACUUCCGCUCCACCUGCGAAAGUGUCAUGCAGGUUUUGCGAACGAACAAAGACAGCGUGAUGGCAAUGAUGGAGGCAUUUGUGCACGACCCGUUGAUAAAUUGGCGUCUCUUUAACUUCAAUGAAGUUCCUCAAGUGCCUACUCUUACGAGUGCUCAUGCCCAACCCACUGUGAAUGGAGAGGACUCCGUCCCUGGUGCAGAGAUGCUUCAGCCACAGCGGGUCAUUCGUGAAAGAGAGCUCCUUCAGGCUGUGAAUCAAUUGGGUGAUGCUAAUGAGGUUCUGAAUGAACGAGCGGUGGUUGUCAUGGCACGAAUGAGCAAUAAGCUUACGGGAAGGGAUUUCUCCUCUUUUCCAUCUAGCUCUGUCCAAAGUUAUCUGGAUCAGCAAAGUAGCUUGGUCCCUGGAGACACUCACGAGGCCGAACAUGGAUUAUCUGUCAAGCGAGUCACCGAACACGCAACCAUCGCCGAGGAUCUCCAUCAGCAAGUCACCGAACACGAGAAGCCUGCAACCACCGCCGGCGUCCGUUCACUACCCGUCAUCGCCACCAACGAGAAGCAUCUACUCGAGAGACACAAUUAA
Striga hermonthica is the source of this 7458-nucleotide messenger RNA. NCBI's taxonomy places the organism in Eukaryota, Viridiplantae, Streptophyta, Magnoliopsida, Lamiales, Orobanchaceae. The record is from the annotation of a GenBank genome assembly.